Drosophila montana is the source of this 1318-nucleotide messenger RNA. Its product is annotated as protein snakeskin. Lineage: Eukaryota; Metazoa; Arthropoda; Insecta; Diptera; Drosophilidae. The record is from RefSeq and is a predicted model, not a curated record. Gene Ontology annotation, biological process: septate junction assembly. Gene Ontology annotation, cellular component: plasma membrane. Bases 127 to 507 code for a protein of 126 amino acids. The transcript has 3 exons.
GCUUUUGUUUAGUCAGUUUUCGCACAGCGUUUGGGCAAGACGUGUACACAGGUCGAGCGUGAGUGGGAAUAAACCAAAAGCUAAAGCAUUUAAAAAGCGAAGUACAAACGUCAUAAAGGAAACACCAUGGAGUUUAACAACCGUUUGCUAUUAAAGAUCAUCGAGCUGGGCAUUGCCAUUGCCUGCGUCGUGCUCUAUGAGGUUGUCGGGGAUCUGAGCAAGCGUCCAUUGAUUGUCUGCGGCACCAUUGGCGGCUUCACAAUCAUCUGCGCCGUGCUGCUGAUCGGACACGUGAUCAAUUCGGUUGUGGAGAAACGCCUCAAUGCCCUUAUCUCGCUGCUGGGCUGCAUUCUGUUCGUGGCCUCCGGUGCACUGGUCAUUGAUGAGUGGCAUGAUAUGUACGAUUUCUUGAAGGAUCGCAAGCGCAAUGCCAUCGCCGCCGGCUCGCUGAUGAUCAUCAAUGGCGCCGUCUUUCUACUGGAUACGCUAUCCAUCUGCAGAACGUAAGCCCCAAAAACCAAGGGGUAUUCACCGUGUCUCUUUUUUUGUUUUUUUUUUUUUGUGAAUCGAAAUUCUCAUGGCUUCUGUGUGGGUCAUUAAGCGAACAAUGAAUCUUCUGUAAAUCUAUAUGAAUAUCGUGUACACCCAUCUAUAUACUUAUAUGCAUUUUUUUUUAUACAUGUCAAAUAUACCUAUAUCCUAUAUCUAAAUGGCACUCAAGUUAAAGUCUGUUGUGCACGAACAAGAAACUGGCUUAAACGAAUAUCAAACUGUUAACAGGAAUCCAUUAAAUAUAUGGCUAUAUAUAUAUAUAUAUAUAUAUACUUGUGUAUGUAAGAGUAUGUCUAUGCUUAUGUUUGUGUGCAACUUGCUAUCUGUUUAAUCUGGAACUGGUCAUGUCUUAUAUAAUAAUUGCGCGCUAUUUCGUACGUUCCACUGUCAUGGAAAUUGCGCAUAAUUGCGUGCAGCGAAUUUUCGAAGCUUUCUGGGAAAACUGCUUGAAAUCACCUCGCGUGACGUCACGUGCCAAGCCGCUGUUAGCCUCACCUGCCCUUGAGAACAACUCACAUUUGCUUUCCAUUCCAUUCAAAAAUCAAGCCUUACACGUUUUUAAAGUAGUUUGACAAAAAAGAUUCGUUUUUUAUUUUGAAUUUACAUUUUUAUCGUCAAAUCUAUUCUACAGACAUAUCUUUAUUCUUUGUGAAACCAUAUUAUACUUCUGUGCAGGGCUUAUUUAGAUUUAAACAGCAUUUUAUUAAAUCAUAAAUUGUAUUAAAAGUGGAUAUUUGGUAUAUUAAAAGAACACACUCUAAAUAUA